GAGAGGCACAUGGGGAUUGGCAGUAGGUGCCCCUCCAUCCCCCCUCCAUUCUCUCUACCUAACAUUUGCGCGUUCACAAGCUUCAUAAAGUAAACCUUCAAAGUUGGAUUUGUUUAUUUGUUCAGACUCUCAGUAUACCCUUUACCCACUGUCUUUACAAGCUUGCUAUUUAUGAGAAUAGUCAAGAUAUUUCAUUACUAUUACUAGGUACCGGAAUGUCGAUAACGAUCGAGAAGAUACUUGCUGCUUCUCCGGCAACAGCCAGAGGACAACCUACGCAGCUAUCGACUGACGCUAAAGGGGAAAGAAUUGCUUACGCUUCUGCGAAAUCGAUCUUCGUUCGGUCCAUCGACGAUCCCUCUAGCUGUAAAGAAUAUACCGGCCACACUACCCAAACGACCGUAGCUAAAUUCUCUCCGAGCGGUUUCUACAUUGCCAGUGGCGACAUAUCAGGAUCGGUUCGUGUAUGGGACUCGAUAGAAGCUGUUAAUACCAAAGGAGAAUAUCCCAUCAUCUCGGGCCGCAUCAAUGACAUAGCAUGGGAUGGCGAUUCGCAGCGUAUAAUUGCCGUAGGUGAUGGGCGUGAGCGAUUUGGACAUUGCAUCACUGCAGACAGCGGCAACAGCGUGGGUGAGGUAUCAGGCCACUCCAAGGUCAUCAAUUCGGUUGCCAUAAGGCAGAUGAGGCCACUUCGAGCUGCAACGGUUAGCGAUGAUAUGGAAAUGUGCUUCUUACAUGGUGCUCCAUUCAAAUUUAACUCGAAGUCUACCGGCCUUCAUAAGGGAUUUGUCCAAGGCACUGCCUUCUCGCCGGAUGGCAAUACCCUUGUUACCGUCGGCGCAGAUAAACGAAUUCAACUGUACGACGGGAAGACAGGAGAGCCAACCAAAGCCAUCGGCGAGGGUGAGCAUACCGGUAGUAUCUUCGCUGUCAGCUGGGCGAAGGACUCGACUAAAUUCGUCACGGCUAGUGCCGACCAAACCAUAAAGGUAUGGGAUGUGGAGGCAGGAAAAGUUUUGCAAACAUGGAGAUUUGGAGGGGAUGGUGGUGUUAGUGUUCCAGACCAACAGGUUGGUGUGGUAUGGCCUCACGGUCGUAGCGAUGGCCUAAUCAUCAGUCUUAGCCUGAGCGGAGACUUGAAUUACCUGGUGGAAGGAAACCCGAAGCCUAUCAAGGUCGUUCAGGGACACAACAAGAGCAUAACAGCUCUUGGUGUGGGCUCGGAUGGUAAAGGCCAAACCCUAUGGACCGGUAGUUUCGACGGCCGGGUUUGCAGUUGGGACGUCGUAUCUGGACUGGGCACCAUUGUAGAUGGGCAGAGCCACACCAACCAAGUAACGCACUUUGCAUCUAGUACCGGAAGGGCAUAUAGUGUUGGGUGGGACGACACUCUACGCAUAGUCGACGAGUCGGCCAAUACGUUUGCCGGUGAAUCUGUGAAGCUAUCCACUCAACCCAAGGGCGUUGCCUCCGCAGACGAACGCGUGUAUGUGGCCACAGCCACCGGCAUUGAGACCUACGUCAAGGGCCAACUCGCAGGGACACUCGAUAUCGCCAACGCACAGCCUACAGCUAUUGCGGCUCAUGGGCCCCUAGUCGCAGUAGGGCUAAGCAACAACGCUGUGCGCUUAUACAAGUCAGAUGGCAACAAGUUGAUGCAAACCCACGAAGCGAAGAACUCGCUGACCCCAAUCUCGGCUCUGGCAUUCUCACGCGAUGGGGCGUUGUUGGCUGCUGGCAACACGGCAGGCAAGAUUUACGCAUAUAAAACCGGGACACUCGAAAUAGCGACGGAUCGGUGGUCUGCUCACACAGGCCGUGUGACGAGCAUCGCGUGGAACGAGGCGGGCACUCACGCGGUCAGCGGUGCGCUCGAUACGAACGUUUACGUGUGGAGCUUGGCGAAGCCGGGGAGCAGGGUCAAGGCGCUGAAUGCACACAAGGAUGGGGUCUACGGUGUUGCGUGGGUGCAGGGUGGUGGCAGAGUCGCCAGUGCGGGUGGCGACGCGUCCGUCAAGAUUUGGGGAGUUACUGGUUUGCAGUAAAGGAUGAUGAUGAUGAUGAAAGAGUGAGAGAGAGCAUGAUUCAUUACAUGAAAUGAAGCUAAGGCUACGCAUGAGUAUCAGGACAUGUGCCGAAUGAUGAAGAAAAAAACAAAUGAACAUGGGAAUUAGCAAGAGAGGAAAAUAUUAUAUUCUUUUUCUUCUUCUUCUCGUACCUAGCGGUCCCACAUUGUCUUCGCAAGACAUUCCU
Hypoxylon fragiforme is the source of this 2253-nucleotide messenger RNA. Its product is annotated as WD40 repeat-like protein. The coding region runs from base 216 to 2045 and encodes 609 amino acids. The record is from RefSeq and is a predicted model, not a curated record. NCBI's taxonomy places the organism in Eukaryota, Fungi, Ascomycota, Sordariomycetes, Xylariales, Hypoxylaceae. The transcript has 3 exons. Gene Ontology annotation, cellular component: cortical actin cytoskeleton. Gene Ontology annotation, biological process: actin filament depolymerization; positive regulation of actin filament depolymerization. Gene Ontology annotation, molecular function: actin filament binding.